AUGCACCAGCACGAUUAUUUUGAAUUUGGUUAAUAUUGUAAACACGUGAGGCGUGAAUUAUAAUUUUAAAAAAUUCAAAUUUUUCUAUAAGAUAAUAAACUUUGUUCUAUUAAUUUAAUAUAGAUAAUUAAAUAAUCAAAAUGCCUAAAUCGAAACGAGACAAGAAAGUAUCAUUAACUAAAACCAACAAAAAGGGACUUCUUCUCAAACAGAAAACUAUUGAAGAAAUAAGAAAUACACUUUCCAAAUAUGAACACAUAUUUCUUUUUACUGUUGACAAUAUGCGUAAUACAACAUUGAAAGACUUGCGUAAUGAUUGGAAAGAUUCUAGAUUUUUCUUUGGCAAAAAUAAAGUAAUGGCAGUAGCUCUUGGAAGAACAAAAAGUGAUGAAGUGGAAGAUCAGCUUAACUUGCUCUCCAAAAAGUUAAAGGGUCAGUGUGGGUUAUUGAUGACAAAUAGAGAUGUUAGUGAGGUGUUGGAAUGGUUUAAAACAUUUCGUGAAACAGAAUAUGCAAGGGCUGGAUUUAUUGCAAAUCGGGACGUAAUAUUACCUAACGGACCCCUUGAAGAUUUUUCACACACUAUAGAACCUCAUCUUAGAAGACUUGGUCUGCCUACCACUCUAGAAAGGGGUGUUAUUCAUUUAAUAAAAGAAUAUCAGGUUUGUAAAAAAGAUGCUCCAUUAACACCAGAACAAGCAAGUAUACUGAAACUUCUUGGCGUACAGAUGGCUAAAUUUAAAGUGGUUAUUAAAUGUCAUUGGACAAAAGGGAAAGGAUUUCACAAAGACCUUGAUAUGCCCAGUGAUGAUGAAGCUGCCGAUGAUGAUGAAAAAGUUGUUGAAGAUGAACACAUGGAAGAUGAUGAAACAUAGCUCUUAAUAUUUGAACCACGCUGUUCAAUUUAACCAUAUUAUAUAUUAAUAUAAAAUAUU
Molecule: messenger RNA, 935 nt
Organism: Nymphalis io (European peacock)
Lineage: Eukaryota; Metazoa; Arthropoda; Insecta; Lepidoptera; Nymphalidae
Gene: RpLP0-like
Product: mRNA turnover protein 4 homolog
Exons: 4
Coding region: 141-875 (244 amino acids)
Biological process (GO): rRNA processing; ribosomal large subunit assembly; nuclear-transcribed mRNA catabolic process
Cellular component (GO): preribosome, large subunit precursor; nucleolus
Molecular function (GO): RNA binding
Source: RefSeq, a predicted model, not a curated record